This is a messenger RNA of Closterium sp. Yama58-4, 4341 nucleotides long. Lineage: Eukaryota; Viridiplantae; Streptophyta; Zygnematophyceae; Desmidiales; Closteriaceae. The record is from the annotation of a GenBank genome assembly.
AUGGCCACGUCAUCCUCCACGUGGACCUGGACUGCUUCUAUGCCGCGGUGGAGGCUGUGCGGCUUGGUAUUCCCCGGGACAAGCCGCUGGCCGUGCAGCAGUGGGAGGCGACUCACACAUCAUCUCUGCUCUCUCCGCAAGCAAGUGUUGAGGCGCCUUACGAGUCAUUUUAUCGUGCCUCCAGUCGCUGCCUCUUUCUCUUGCUCGUUCUCUCUCUCACCGCCAGGGCUUGAUCGCAGUGAACUACGCGGCGAGGGCGAGGGGAGUGCAGAGGCACGACCGCGUGUUCCAGGCCAAGCAGAAGGUGCGCCUGUGCGCGUGUGUGCUGUGCGGCUGUGCAUUGCACGGUGCGCAUGCAAGAGCAUAGUGUGCCUGUGUGGUGGGGACGAGGGGCGUGCAGAGGCACAACCGCGUGUUCCAGGCCAAGCAGAAGUUCGCCUCGCUCGCCCUCCCUCCCCACCCACCACGGUACUGCAGUGUCCGGAGCUGCAGCUGAUACACGUGGAGACGGUGGGGGGGGCGCCAGGAGCAGGCCGCAAUGCAGGCAAGGUCUCAUUGGAGCGCUACCGUGCCGCCUCUCAGCGCGUGUUCUCUGCCUUCCGCCGCGUAUGCCCCACGGUAGAGCGCGCGAGCAUUGAUGAGGCAUACAUGGACGUGUCUGCUAUGGUGGAUGCCAUGCUCUCACGCCCACCUCCUGCAGUCCCACCUGCACCAGAUGAGCCUCGCGACGCCACAGGUGCCACCUCCCCGGCGGCUGUCUGGGAGGAGCAGUGGAGGGCGCUGUUAGAGAGUGUGACUGAAGUGAAGGCAGGGAGUGGGGCUGAGGUGAAGGAAGGGAGUGGGACUGAGGCGAAGGCAGGGAGUGGGACUGAGGCGAAGGCAGGGGAUGCACCUGAAGUGAAGGGUGAGGAAACUGAGGGAGGUGGUGAUAGGGGUGGAACGGAUGGGGAAGGUUUAGGGGAGGAAGGGGAGGGGAAGGAUGGGGUGCAGCAGCGGGUGGGGGAGACGAAGAGAGAGCAUGCAGGGGCAGAGAGCGGAGGAUCAGCACUGGCGGUUCCCAAGGCACGGCUGGUGGUGCGGGAGGGACCCUUGGACGCACGGGACAUUGUGGAAAAAAGGCUGCAGGCAGGAGUGGUGAUAGCUCACCGUCUUCAACAGGAAGUGCUAUCGUCGCUGGGCUACACGGUGAGCGUGGGAGUGGCGCGCUGCAAGCUGCUCGCCAAGAUGGCCUCCGCCAUGACCAAGCCGUUUGGGAUCACCGUGGUGAUCUGCACCGCACUGUACACCCUCUGUCCCGUAUCCCACUCCUCCCUCCCCGUUCUCCCCCAGGUGCCACCUCGUGCCGUCCCUGCCCUGAUGGAGGACGUUCCUCUCAAGAAGAUCCGCAAUCUGGGCGGCAAACUGGGGCAGGUGCGGCGGGUGGGGUUGGGUGCUGGUGGGGUGAGGUGGUGGUGGGUCCUGCUGGCCUGUAAUGCGAAUCUCUCGCAGGAGUUGCAGGCAAUGGGUUGUGCAACCGCAGGCCAGGCACAGGCGCUGGAGCUCCCAGACCUCAUAGCCAGGUUCGGGGAAAGGCUCGGGAACUACGUGUGGAGGGCUGUGAGAGGGCUGGAUGAAACACCAGUGGAGGAGAAGGGUGUGCCCAAGUCCAUGCUUGCAGCCAAGUCCUUCAAUGCCACGUCAUCGUGGGAUGACAUCUGUCGCUGGAUGGCCAUCUUGGCUCAGGAUCUCUCCCUUCGCAUGCUCAAGGACGCAAAGGACAACAAACGCUGCCCGCGCUCCCUGCACCUGCACUACAGGGGCGGCAGUGACGGUGGUGGCGGCAGUGGUGGGUGGGGAGGAGGCGGAGGAGGGGAGAAGUCACGGUCGUGUGGCAUGCCCCGAGACAUUGAGAGGGUGAUCGAGGGGUUUGUGAACCGAUGGUGCAGGGAAGGGGAGAAGGAGUGGGGCGAGGAGCGGAAGGAGGAAACGAGGAAGGAGGUUGAGGAGAGGAGAGGGGGGCUUGGCGAGGCGGUGAGGCAUGAGGAGGAGGUGAGGCAUGAGGAGGAGGUGAGGCAUGAGGAGGAGGUGAGGCAUGAGGAGGAGGUGAGGCAGGAGGAGGAGGUGAGGCAGGAGGAGGAGGUGAGGCAGGAGGAGGAGGUGAGGCAGGAGGAGGAGGUGAGGCAGGAGGAGGAGGUGAGGCAGGAGGAGGAGGUGAGGCAUGAGAAGGAGGCAGAGGGCGGGGAAGCACCCUCAAGAAGCGCACGUGUGGAAGAGGGGGCAGGGCUGGGGGCUCUGCAAGAUGAGGGAGUGGAAGGCGGGUCAAAGGAUGUGGGUGCGGGUGCGGGUAUGAGAGAGGACGCGUGUGAAGGGGAGGGGGGUUGGAUGGAGGAGGAGAGGCAGAAGCUGCAGGCUCUGCUUUGCACUGCCGGCCUCACUCUGCUGGCAGGCGGUGCCAGUCAAGCGAGUCAAAACAGUCAACAUGGUCAACAGCAGGGCCAGUAUCCGCAGUCCAGUGAGCAGCACCAAGACCAGGAGGCCAACCAUCCCACCACCAAUCCCUCAACGCGCCAGUCCAGCAAUCUCCCUCUCCCUGCUCACCCUCCCCGGCCACUUUCGUCAGCGUGGGCGCCCUGCUCUCGCCUGGCGCUGUCAGCCUCGGGAUUUGAGCAGCUGAGAGUGAAGGUGGGUUUGAGAAGCAGGCAGGCACCGCACCACCUCCCAGGUGGUCACCCACCCUGCAUGCUCGUCGUAGCCAUACAUGGGCAUGCAUGGAGACGAGUGAGGAAUGAGCGCACAGGCAUGGAAGAUGGGGAUAUUAGUGAGAGCCAGUUUCGGAAGGCGAAGAGAAUGGGUGGAGAAAAGGGGGUGGUGGAAAGUGGUGUGGAUGUGGUGGGAAGUGGUGUGGACGCGGUGACAGUGGGUUCGUCCUGCACAGCAGCAGAUGGUGGCAGUACCUGGGAGGCAAGGGCGAGUGGUGGAGGAGUGGCGAGCUCACUGAGAGGGAUGCAGAGCGAUGCUGACGAGGCAGAGGAAGCGGCAGAGAGAGAGGCGGGGAGUGAGAGUGGACAUGCAUCAGUGCAGAAGCGGAGGAAAGUUGGUGCCACCGGCGGACAGGAGCCAAGGGCUUUCUCAACGUUGAGGGUCACUGGCGAGGGUGGUGGAGAGAGGGGCCGCGUGCGGGCGGGGAGGGAAGGGAGUGCUGUGAGGGAGGAUGACUUGGAAGCAGAGAGUUUUGAAGAGGAUAUGGCGGACCGGCAUGGUCUUGUUAGACCAGUAUAUCGAGCUUUAGUCGCGGCGACGAAACGGCUCGCAUCGGAAAUAGAACGACACAAGACUACCGACGUCUUCUCUCUGUCUGAGGUUUCAUGGCUGCAGGACAACACGCCAGGUGCUUUACGAGCCAUCAAGCGAGGCAGGGACGCCUCCUUGACGCUGCUAAGGCAGGAAUUUCGAAUGCCGCUUACAGGAGAGCCAGGCUCCGUGCAAGCCCAGGAGGACUGGGGUCAACGUCUGGAUCAAGCCCUUUCGCUGCUUGCUGUGUUGAAUCGACGGCUGGCAGUGCUGCAGACACACUCUGCCACCGAUCACAGUGACAAUUUGAGCCAUGGUGUCCGAGUGGAGGUGCAGAGCAAGUUUCAAGUCAUGGACCAGAUACAUUUCGGCGCUCUGUACCACUACCGAGUCCGCAUUCGCAAUGAGGGAGUGAAUGAGCCAGUGCAGCUCGUCAGCAGGCAGUGGGUUAUUAAGGACUUCGACGGGAACAUACAGGAGGUUAUUGGUCCUGGCGUUAUUGGCAAGCAACCCAUUUUGGAUCUUGGUUCGGAAUUUGAGUACAUCAGCUACACCCCCUUGCCAUCAAAGCGAGGCACUAUGCAUGGAAGUUUUCUUAUGCUUGCAUGCAACUCCAACCGGCUAUUUGAUGUGCAAGUAGGACCAUUUGGGCUCAUUCCCCCUCCACGUCCCCACGACGCCUUGGGAGUUGUGCAAGGCCAAUCUCCGUUCUCCGAAACCAUGUCUCAAGUUCGCGCUUCUCACAUUCUUAUCAAGCACCAAGGCUCUCGCCGUCCGGCAUCUUGGAAGGAUCCCAAUGGAGAGACAAUAGGGCGAACGACGAAGGAGGCGGCUAUUCAGCAGCUGCUGGCGAUUAGAGAACGCAUCGCCAGUGGCGAGCUGGACUUCGGCCAGGUCGCCAAGACUGAAUCGCACUGCAGCUCCGCCAGAAACAAUGGAGAUCUGGGCUGGUUCAGCGGAGGCCAGAUGCAGAGACCGUUUGAGGAAGCGACGUUCGGGAUCAAUGUGGGGGAGAUGAGCGGCAUUGUGGACACGGACAGCGGAGUGCACAUCAUUCUGCGCACUGGAUAA